AUGCUUAAUAAAUCCAUAGCAUUCACUCCCCAAACCUUCAUUCUGGUUGGCAUUCCUGGGCUGGAAGCUGAGCACCUCAAGAUCUCUAUUCCCUUCUGCCUGAUGUAUGUCAUCAUCUUUCUAGGCAAUGGCACUAUUCUUCAUGUUAUUCGAGUUGACCAAACCCUUCACCAGCCCAUGUACUUUUUCUUGGCCAUGCUAGCAUCAGCUGAGCUUGGAGUUACCACAUGUACACUGCCUACUGUCUUGGGGAUCUUCCUCUUUGGCAUAAAUGAAAUCAGCUUUGAAGCCUGCCUCCUCCAGAUGUUCUUCAUGCAUUCCUUUACCAUGAUAGAGUCAGCUGUCCUACUCGCCAUGUCUGUGGACCGUUUCAUAGCCAUCUACAACCCACUGCGCUAUACGGCUAUCCUGACCCUGCCACGAAUCACUUGCACAGGGGUUGCCAUCGGGCUGAAAACCUUGGGACUCAUGCUCCCACUGCCCUUACUCUUAAGGCGCUUGCCCUUCUGUGGCCACAAUGCUCUGUCCCACUCCUACUGCCUCCACUCAGACUUGAUCAAGUUGCCUUGCGGAAACACACGACCUAAAAGCAUCCUGGGGCUCUUCAUCGUUAUCUUCACCUUUGGAGUAGACUCCAUGCUCAUCGUGGUCUCCUAUGUGCUCAUCCUCCGGACAGUGCUAAGAAUUGCCUCUAGGGAAGGUCAGUGUAAGGCGCUGAACACAUGUGUGUCACAUAUCUGUGCCGUGCUUGCGUACUACAUCCCUGUCAUCAGUCUUUCUGUGCUACAUCGCUUCAUGCACCCUGUGCCUCCUCUGCUACAGGUCAUGAUGGCCAAUGCUUAUCUCUUAUUCCCACCUGUGGUUAAUCCACUUGUCUAUAGUGUCAAGACCAAAGAAAUUCGCCGAGCCAUUGCGCGAGUGCUGUCCAGGAAGAGGGACAGAAGUUAG
Gracilinanus agilis (Agile Gracile Mouse Opossum) is the source of this 948-nucleotide messenger RNA. Its product is annotated as olfactory receptor 51A4-like. Lineage: Eukaryota; Metazoa; Chordata; Mammalia; Didelphimorphia; Didelphidae. Gene Ontology annotation, cellular component: membrane. The transcript has a single exon. Gene Ontology annotation, molecular function: olfactory receptor activity; G protein-coupled receptor activity. The record is from RefSeq and is a predicted model, not a curated record. Gene Ontology annotation, biological process: G protein-coupled receptor signaling pathway. Bases 1 to 948 code for a protein of 315 amino acids.